CUCUCGUCCAGGCCGCCCACCAAAGCGUUCCUAUGGGGCCAGUGCACAAGAAAGCCCCAGAAUCCUUCACCACAGAGCAAACAGCCUUCUGUCUCCAGCCCUGCUGUCACCCACAGGUCUAACAACAAUGGCUGAAGCUUUGAAGAUACAGAAGAUGAAGAUGAUGAUGACUCUACACAAGGCCCAUAAUGGCUUAGAAUUUGAUUCAGAUGAGCUCAACUCUAAUACAGAUACAGGAUGUAGCGCAUUGUCAUGGGAGAGAGAGAAACAUUCAUCACCUGCUUCAGAGAAAACACAGCACAGCUUGAACAACUCUCAGCUCAACUCUCUCCAACACACCCAUCUACUGGCCAACAGACUGGACCUGCCCUUCAUGAUGAUGCCCCAUCCCCUGCUUCCUGUUGGACUUCCUCCCGCCUCUGUUGCCAUGGCUAUGAACCAGAUGAACCACCUUAAUACAAUUGCCAACAUGGUUGCCAGUGCACAGGUGCACAGCCCCGUCUCCAGGCCGACAUCUGCCAUCAAGCAAGAGUGUUUUGAAGAGAGUCCCUCUUUGACACCAUCCGUUGAGGGAAUUGUUCCUCAGAAAACUGAGCCCUCACCUCAACUAAGCAGUUCAUUUCCCAGCAGCCCCACACACCCUUACACACACUCUCCUAAAAAAACAGCAUAUGACGUUCAUGAUGAACAAAGGGAGAUAGACUCAGCUCUGCAUAUGAACAGACUUUCCAACAACAGGGUUGAGCAGAAUACAGUGAAGCCAAAAUUAUUUGAGAAUAUCCCAGCUCAGACGUUUCCCUCGGGCUUCCCUGCUUCCCUCCUUUUCACAGACGGCCUCUCCUCCGUGGAGACGCUGCUCACUAAUGUCCAGGGUCUGCUAAAGGUGGCUUUGGAGAACGCCCGUCUGCAGGAGAAACAGCUUCAGCAGGAGAGGCGAGAGCUCAAGAUGGAGCUGUACAGAGAGAGAGAGAUGAGAGAGAGUCUGGAGAGACAGCUCACCUCUGAGUUACGCAGUCGGGCCACCAUUCAGAGGCGUCUGAAGAAGGAGAAGAAGGCAAAGAGGAGGUUACAGGAGGCGCUGGAAUAUGAGUCCAAGCGGAGAGGGCAAAUCGAGCAGGCCUUACAGCAGGCCACCUCAUCAGACCCUCUCACACACGAUCCAAUCAGUCUGGACAUGGAGACGGAGCGCUGCAGAAGCCCAGAGGACAACUGCUUGUUACAGGAAAGCAGAACAUACACAAAAAACCCAAUAAUGUACUAAGAGGAGGUGAACUACCAACGAGAGGCCGAGGAUGUUCUCCACAUCACGGAUCAUCCCUACACAAAAAACAAUCAACUUCCCGAAUGCAGUUUCCGGGGAAGAGAGGACUUCAAGGUUUUACAUAAUGAACUACGUUGGAGAAGGUCUGAAGAUUUGACCCACUCGAUUGCUCCAUCCACUCUUAUUCCCAUCCUCACAACAUUCCAGAUUCCUCAACUGUUGUUUUAUACAUAUAUUGUGCUUAAUUCCCCGUUUAAGCUCUGUGGAGACGGUUGACGUCCUGUUACUUGUUUUGAAGCCGUGACAUUAUCCCUUUAGGACAGAGACCUUCAGUCUAAUGCCCUCAGGAUGGGCUGAUGUAAAAAAAACAUGAGGGAAUGAGAAGGAAAAGAGAUGAAUCUGGCUUGUUUCAUUCUUGUUGAAAGACUCUGAAGAGUGUGGAAUGUUACAUUGUGUUGCUUUUCUCUUGUUUGUCCAUCUUCUUGUUCUUCUGUCCAUUUAUCUCUCUUUUGUAGGCCAGUUUA
Rhinichthys klamathensis goyatoka is the source of this 1785-nucleotide messenger RNA. Its product is annotated as dachshund homolog 2-like. NCBI's taxonomy places the organism in Eukaryota, Metazoa, Chordata, Actinopteri, Cypriniformes, Leuciscidae. The transcript has 11 exons. The record is from RefSeq and is a predicted model, not a curated record. The annotation marks the transcript as partial.